AUGGCCGGAGUUACUGCUUCGGCUGCGGAGAUGAUCAAGCAGCUCGAGGCGGCGCGUAAGCUUGCACUGGCAGAUCCUCAAGUGUACAAUCAAGUCCUCCCCGGAAUUCUCCCCAUCAUCGGUCCAGCCGCCCACGUCGAAGUUCGGAGAUGGGGCGCAGAUUUCCUCGCCGAGGCCUUUGCAAGCCCGUCCUUACCAAAUGCACAGAAAGAGCAAUUAACACCCGAGGUGCUGCCAACAUUGCGAGCCAUGUUGGAGGCACCAGAUCAAGAUCCUGAAGUGACGAAGAGCGUGGUCCAGGCGGCGGCGAGUCUAUACCCGUUGGUUUUUAGAAGAAUAAUUUCACAUCCCAAUGAAUCCUCUUUGUGGCAGGACAUGACCAGCAUGAAAUUGAACAUCUUGCAGAGAAUGGACUCUUUCCCAGUCGCAAUCAGAAUAUGCUGCAUCAAAUUUGUCCAAAAGGUCGUGCAAGUAGAGACUCCUGGACUGAUAUCCGAUCCUCGACGUCCGGAACAAAACGAGACCUCUAUCGCUCUGGUCCCGCGAAACCAUCCUUUGCUACAGUUGCAGAAUCUCGAAGCUGAGGCGUCUGGUCUGCUGGACAGACUGCUGAGCGUGUUUCAAGAGAAUUCAAUUGACCCUAUAUUGGUUGAUGCCACACUCAACUGCCUGGCCAUCCUGAUUCGAAGCCGACCCCCAAUAUCCACGAAGAUCGUUUCCGCGAUCCUCAACUUCAACCCAUUCAAACAAGCAAAUUCCCCAAUGACCCCGAGACAGAAGGUGAUUGUUCGGUCGAUGGAGAGGACCACCCGGGCCUUGUUGAGAUGGGUGCUUCGGACUGUGCCGAAUCAUCCCCUUGAACAGAAAAUCCAGGCAUACCUUAUGCGACUUCAACAGUCGCGUGCUGCGUUGUUCACCGACCCUACAGCUCAGAAGCGCCCGGCGGAGCCCACCGAUGGACUGGAUGAUGCGAAACGACAACGGCUCUCUGGCCCACGCAAGUUCCCACCAAUGCCGCCACCGCCAAAUUCUGUGGCCCAGCUCUUCACUCUGACGGAGGACCAAGCACUGCAGCAAUUCGACGUGAGCCUUCUUCCAGCCGACAUUGUUAGUACGGUGACGGCUCUCUUCUUGCAACAUCUCGACCCUCAUGCUCUCGAAGAAGCCGUUAAUGCCGUCCGAGCGAGAUACAGCCACCUACAAAAAGUCACUCAGCCCACUCCGGUUCCCGAAGUGCCUAUGGCAGGACCCACAGGAAUUGACGAUGAGGACGAUUACGAUCCCGAGUUUUUGACUAGUGGUGAACCGGUGGUCGAGGCCAGUACAGAAAAAGCGCUUGAAGAACUCGCCCAGCCAGCGAUCGAGCUCGGACCUUUCGAACUGCCCAAACCACCCCCAGUAACUCCCCAAGACAUUGAAGUCCUAUCCGACCAAACAGUCGGGCACGUUUUUGAACUGGUUGCCUCUCUCGAAGCUGCCGGUCAAACACAUACGAAACAAAAACUAGGCCUCAACCGUCUUGCCGCCAGUACAAACGAUCGUGACUCCUGGAUCACCAUCCUCUUGCGACUGGCUACCCGCGCACCUUCUGGUCUGGACGACGUUGCAACGGCCCUGACGGAAGAUUCUGACGGUAACAAUCAAAUCGUCAAGGCAGAGGACAGGGACACCGAAGAACGCGACGUCGCCAAUCGGAUCCGCCAGACUCUCUUCAUGUACAUCCUGGACGACUUUCGACCUCGCUUGAACAUUGCCAUCUCUUGGCUUACGGAAGAGUGGUACGCAGAUAAACUAGCGGCAAAGACACAUCCCGAACUUGCCCAUCUACCCAACUAUUCUCGAUGGGUAAAUCGACUGAUCGAUCGGCUACUGCCCUAUCUCGACGCCAGGGAUAAGAACCUGUUGAUCCGAUUCCUGUCCGAGAUCCCCGCCAUCGAUCGUGAUAUUUUGGACCGAGUCAAAACUUUGGCGAGAGACCCGGAGAGAAUCAGCAUGUGUAUUUUGGCAAUGCAGUAUUUGCUCAUGAUGCGUCCGCCCACACGCAAUAUUGUGCUCGACGCCAUGGAAUCCAUCUGGUAUGAUGGUGACGCGCAGGCAAAGAGUGCAACUGCCAAGGUUCUUGCUAAGUGGAGGCCGGGCUUCUUGGAGCAAACUCAGCAGAGCGGACACGGACAGACACAGACUAAGAAGGAGGAAUCAAGUCCUAAAGAGGAGAAGGACACAGAGACCAAUGGGACGAAGAGUCCUACCGGCCUAAAGGAUCCGCGGAAAAGAGAAGCAUAA
Exophiala dermatitidis NIH/UT8656 is the source of this 2283-nucleotide messenger RNA. RefSeq names its product symplekin. Bases 1 to 2283 code for a protein of 760 amino acids. The record is from RefSeq and is a predicted model, not a curated record. Lineage: Eukaryota; Fungi; Ascomycota; Eurotiomycetes; Chaetothyriales; Herpotrichiellaceae. The transcript is spliced from 4 exons. Gene Ontology annotation, cellular component: mRNA cleavage and polyadenylation specificity factor complex.